AUGUGCGGUAUUCGGUUUGAACAUCCUUUUGGACUUGCUUCUGCUCCCCCAACUACAACUGGUGCAAUGUGUAGACGGGCUUUUGAACAGGGAUGGUCUUUUGUGUUAACAAAAACUUUUGGAUUGGAUAAGGAUUUAGUGACAAACGUUUCACCACGAAUAGUACGUGGAACAACUAGUGGGCCAAUUUAUGGCCCGGGACAAGGCUCUUUUCUUAAUAUUGAACUUAUUUCUGAGAAAACUGCUGAGUAUUGGCUAGAAUGCAUCCGAGAAUUAAAAAAAGAUUUUCCAACAAAAAUAGUAAUUGCUUCAAUUAUGGCUAGCUUUGAUAAAGAUGACUGGACAGAGCUAGCUGUUCGUUCUGAAGCUGCAGGUGCAGAUGCGCUCGAAUUAAACCUUUCUUGUCCUCACGGAAUGGGUGAAAGGGGGAUGGGGUUGGCAUGUGGGCAGGACACUGAAAUGGUUAAACAAAUUUCUCAGUGGGUGAGGAGUGCUGUUAAGGUGAUUUUAAUUUGUUCCAAUAAUCCUGUUAAAUAUCCAAAAAAGAUUCCAUUCUUCCCUAAAAUGACUCCGAAUAUAACUGACAUUCGCAAAAUUGCUAUAGCAGCUAAAGAAGGAGGUGCGGAUGGUGUAACAGCAACAAAUACAGUUUCAGGGCUUAUGGGAUUGCGUUCAGAUUCUUCUGCUUGGCCAAGUGUUGGAAGGAAUAAAUUAACAACUUAUGGAGGUGUUUCUGGUAACGCUAUUAGACCAAUAGCUUUACGGGCAGUCUCAGCCAUUGCUAACGAACUUCCAGGCUUUCCUAUAUUAGCGGCCGGUGGAAUUGAUAGUGCAGAAUCCGGAUUACAAUUUUUAAAUGCUGGGGCUUCUGUUUUACAAGUCUGUUCAGCAGUUCAAAACCAAGAUUUCACUUUAGUCCAAGAUUAUUGCAGUGGAUUACGGACACUUCUCUACCUUCAGGGAAUUUCUGCUUUGUCUGAUUGGGAUGGACAAAGUCCCCCUGUAGAGAAACAUCAAAAAGGCAAACCUUUGUUACUUAAGAAUGCGGACAUGAUAGGCACAGCUUUGGACAAAGUUGGGGCUUAUAACGAUUUGGACAAUUCCCAACAAGUUGUGGCCGUAAUUGACGAUGAUCUGUGUAUAAACUGUGGAAAAUGUUAUAUGACUUGUAAUGAUUCGGGAUAUCAAGCUAUAACGUUUGACAGAGAUUCCCAUUUGGCCCAUGUUAAUGAAGAAAAUUGUACUGGCUGUACUCUUUGCCACAGUGUUUGCCCUAUACCGGACUGCAUUAAAAUGGUUCCAAAACAAAUUCCUCAUCGUAUCAAUCGAGGCAUUCCACCUUUACCACUUGGCACGAAACCUUCUGAAAUAAAAGUAUUAAAAGGAGAACGUGUUCUGCUUAGUACAAAUUAA
Molecule: messenger RNA, 1413 nt
Organism: Meloidogyne enterolobii
Lineage: Eukaryota; Metazoa; Nematoda; Chromadorea; Rhabditida; Meloidogynidae
Source: the annotation of a GenBank genome assembly